CCCAUUCGCAAAUAUUUUUUAUAGCAGACGCCAAAGGAUCUCGCUGAUCCCUCUCCGAUCGCCGGCGGCCCGCACCCGACGGCCCAGUGGGAGCUGUGUGGAUACGCUGCCGUCGGACCAACGGCUCGCCGGAGCAGCUGCUCUCCUCUCCACCGGCCGCCUCGAUCCCCUUCUCCGCAACGCCUUCUUGGAGAUUCCGGGAUCGGAAUCGGUAUUAGCAUGAACACUGUGUGUGAAGUGUGCGGAAAUAUUGGUUACAAACGUCUUAUAGUCUGUUGCAGAGAUUGCAAGUAUUCUGUUGUGCACCUAUACUGUUUGGACAAAGUUAUCUUUAAUGCAUCAUUAGCAGAGUGGUGGUGUUAUGAAUGCCAUCAAAGGCGUGGUGAAGUUACUUGCAACAGAUCUCUAGAGAAGGUGUCAAGUGAAAGGUCACCAAGUCAUGCUCAUUUUGGUUCUGCAGUACAUCAACCAGUUACCAAGAGAGUGAAUUCAGCAAGGAAUGCAGGGCCGGGAAGAAAAAGAGAAGCAGAAUAUAUUCCCUCUGCAAACUAUUCUUUGGAGUCGGAUGAUCUUCAGGCCCCCCCAAAGGCUGAUUAUGUUUUAUCAUAUAGAAGUAUUCUAUCUGAAGCACAGAAGGAGAGAGUAAUUGCAUUUAUCCAGGACAUUCAACCUAAAGUUACUGUUUAUGUAGCAGUCAUGCAAAAGAGGAAUGUUCAACCCCCUGGACCUUUUCUGGGUAUUUCCAAGGAAUAUUCAUUUCCACAUUUCCCACAUAGAAGCACAAAUGUCACACUUCAGACGGCUAGCAAGAGCAACAAGUGGCAUCCUAAAUUCUACAAAAGAAAUGCCAGUAGAAAGAACAUGCUUAUGGGGCAGUGGUUAGACUUUGUCCGUGACAAUCAUGUGCAGGAGGGAGAUAUUUGUCUCCUUUUUCCAGCAGAGGGUGGGAGAAGAUAUACAUAUACGGUCUAUCUACUUUGCGCAUCAGCAACUCAUUCCAUAGGUAGAGCUGGUUUUCAAAUAGUUUGCCCAUGCCCUAGUCGAUCUAGUGCAAAGAUGGCUUCAGAAGUGCAUAUUAUGGAGGAAACAACAAAUGACGAAUCUCUGGACAGUGAAGAUUCUGGUGGUUCAUCGCCGCCUCUGUACAUUGUACCAUGCAGGAACUAUCUAUCUAAAUCCCAAAAGAAGAUUGUUGAAGAGCGAGUGCGAGCCAUCCAAUCCGAAGUUCCCAUUUGUGUAGCAGUAAUGAAGAACAACAAUGUUGGUGAUGCUCAGAAGUGGAUGCUGGAAUUAGGUGUUCGGUAUGCUGCUGUACAUCUUCCAGCUAGUGGGCAAACCGUGGCGCUCGAGUGCAUGGGGAAGACAUGGAAAACCCAGAUGGUGAUUCAUAAUGGUAGGAGGUGGUUUCUUAAUGGAGGUUGGGCCAAAUUUGCUCGUGACAAUGGUCUGCGAGUCGGUGACAUCUGUCUGUUUGAUCUGAAGAAGAACGCGAGGAAGCUUACCAUGAAGGUCCAUAUCAUCUCCAGGGAGCAGUUUAGUUUGAAGUAGAAGAAAAAUGGUGUUUAUGGUUGUUCAAAAAUUUGUAUAGGUGUUGUAACUUCGAGAAUUCUUAGAUUCUUUGCUACGAAAUAGGCAUGGUUUGGCAAGGGAAGGGUCAGGGUUAGGGUUUCCCCUUCCCUCCCCUACGCCACCCGCCACUGCCAGCACCUCUUAAGUCACGAUGCACCUCCACCUCCUCUCGGCGAUUUCCACCUCCAUUAUCGAGCUUGUUGGCCUCGAGGUGGUGGCGAUGGCAACAAAGUUCAUGGUGGACAACCAUGUUGAGAAGCUUCCGAGAGUUGAGGGGUGUCACUGGUACUACGGACUAGGGCUAGAGCAGGGGUGACAUGAGCCAAGGGAGCUCUAUAUGGCGAAAUCCAUUAUGGAAGGUGAUGCGCCAUCAAUCUCUUAGCUUGGUUUGUGGGUGUCUAUCAUUGAGGAAGACCUCGUUUAGGAGGACCUUCUUAUGUCACGCGGCGGCCAAUCACAAGAAGGCCCGGAGCCAGCAGCGAUCGUGUCGCCGUCUUCAGCGUCGUCAUACAUCCUGACAGCUGAUUGGAGGAAGAAGCGAGAUUGGAGGCGAGAGGGAGCAUUACUAGCUCAGGGCUGAGGAAGAUCGCGAGCAUGUGCUGCUUUGUGGUCUCGAGCUGCAGUUGCUGUACUCUUCGGUGGAGAGGAAAGGGUGUUGAAGUCUGGACCACGGCUUGCUGUGUGCUGCACUACUGCUUCGGGUGGAAGAAAGAGCAGAGAAGGAAGGAGGCGACAGGUGACUAGGUUUUUGUUUAGAUGCACUCAAAAUGUUAUAAUUUUUA
Panicum hallii is the source of this 2351-nucleotide messenger RNA. RefSeq names its product B3 domain-containing protein Os03g0619800-like. Lineage: Eukaryota; Viridiplantae; Streptophyta; Magnoliopsida; Poales; Poaceae. The transcript has 7 exons. Bases 220 to 1548 code for a protein of 442 amino acids. The record is from RefSeq and is a predicted model, not a curated record. Gene Ontology annotation, molecular function: DNA binding.